AUGACAGCGCCAACUAUUUCGGAAGCUGACCAGGCUCUCAUUGCUAAACUACGUCAGCUGCUUGAAAAGGAAUUAGAACUUGUUCCCGAGUAUUCAGAUGAUUUCUCUCUAAUGCGAUGGCUUAUUGGAUGGGACAGAAAAAUCAAUGUAAUCGUUCCUAAACUCCGCUUCUCUUUGAAAGCCAUUCAUGCUCUUGGACUGGACAGCGAAGACUUGACGACUUUCGACAAAAUCCAGGACAAAUGCGAUUCGUACUCUGUGCCUCUUCAGUCUCUCCCAGGCUCUGUUGUUGGAAUGGACAAAGAGGGCAAUGUCUUAUCCAUCCAAAUGGUUGGAAGGUUAGAUGCUGUUGGUUUGAUGCAGUGUGCACGAAACAGUGAUCUGUACAAAAUGAGAAUUGCCGAAAGCGAAGGAGUCAUGCAGAUUAUCAGAGCUGAAGAGAAGAAAUGCGGUCACCCACUGGGAACCUCUGUUAUCUUUGACCUGGAAGGUAUUUCCAUGAGUCAGUUUGAAAUGAAUGCAGUCAAAGUUGUAACAACAAUGCUCGGACAGUUACAGGAACUUUUCCCUGAUGUUGUUCGCAAGAUAUUUGUCAUCAAUGCCCCGUCUUUCAUCCAAUUCAUCUGGACUUUGGUUCUACCUUGUCUAGCAAAGCAGACACAGCAGAAAAUCAAGGUGUUAGGAAGCGAUUGGAAAGAAGUGCUACGAGAGUCUCUGGGAGAAGAGGUGUUGUUCGCGCAUUGGGGUGGAACUCGUGAAGCUGAUAGUGAAUUUGGAAAUGUUCGAUUAGGUGGCAAAGUACCACAGGAACUCAGGUACGAUCCUUCCGCUGAUCCACCAGUAGAGUCUCUGGAGAAACAUGUUGUGUCCGCAAGGAGUACAUCUUUUAUUCCCAUCAAAUUAGAUAAUUAUCAGAAAGGAAGAAAGCUUACGUGGUGGUGGAAGUUAGAUGGCCAUGAUGUCAACUUUGCCGUUUACCGUUCCUCAGAAGGAAACGAGAAAGUGGCGGAGCAUGUGGACGAUUACAUGCUUGAACCCAAGUUCCGACUCCAAACAGAAUUCGUGCCAGAGCAGGGCGAGGUGUGUGCAGAAGAACCUGGAAUAUAUAAAUUCGUUUUUGAUAACACUCACAGCACAUUACGGUCAAAAACAAUUCGAUAUUCUAUAAAAACAUUGUAA
Molecule: messenger RNA, 1179 nt
Organism: Auanema sp. JU1783
Lineage: Eukaryota; Metazoa; Nematoda; Chromadorea; Rhabditida; Rhabditidae
Source: the annotation of a GenBank genome assembly